This is a messenger RNA of Diplodia corticola, 1539 nucleotides long. Its product is annotated as small s protein. NCBI's taxonomy places the organism in Eukaryota, Fungi, Ascomycota, Dothideomycetes, Botryosphaeriales, Botryosphaeriaceae. The coding region runs from base 1 to 1539 and encodes 512 amino acids. The record is from RefSeq and is a predicted model, not a curated record. The transcript has 6 exons.
AUGCUGCUUUGUGUUAACGCGUUCCCCGAGAUCCGAUCGCUUAUCCUCGGCGCAGUCCAUGCGGGUGCUGUUGACGGCAACAACCCUUACGGCUGGCAUCGACACAUCGUCGAUGAAGUUCUGAGACUGUAUGACACCUCGUUCUGGGGUCUUCGAGAUCUGGUCAGAGACCAUGUCGAGAAAAAGAGGGACAUCUUGACCGCAAACAAGUUUCGGGUGCUGAAUGAAGUGGCAAGGCAUCUGACUCAUUUGGAAGAAACGCUCGAGGUUGCCAUUACCACUCUUGAGAGCAUGCAAUCAGUGCAGGAUAUCCUGCGAGAUGACAUUUCCAGACUCGACCUGGAAAACGAAGUGCAUCGUCUGCUUCGUGAGAAUGCAUUAGACCUCUUCCAUGCGUGCAACGCAGCCAAAGCCUCAGCCGCGCGUGCAAGGUCUCUCAGCACUCGUCUCGGCAACGAAACAAACCUUGCUUUCAACCUCGUCACGCAAAGUGAUAGUCGUAGCAUGAAACUGAUUUCCAUCGUCACACUUGUAUUCUUACCCGCAUCCUACGUCGCAUGUGGGUUUGACAGCUCUCACGGUGACCUGGUGGGUUUUGUGGCAGCGUUUGGAGGGACGCCUAUCACCGAGACCACCGAGCAAAUCAUGGACAUCGCAUCAGUCAUUGAGGAAGCAAUCGAUGGUCGCAAGUACUUUUGCUGUGCUGUGACUGGACGGUUAAGCCAGACGUCCAAAUUGGCCAUGGCUGAGAUGGCGACCGAAACGCUCAACUUUCUUAACGCGGCCUUGUCCUGCUUCGAGCGCAUCCAGAUCGCGCGCUCGUUCGAGCAAAACUUCGACACACAUCAAAUCAAGCUGGACAUCAUCCAGCUGCGUCUCUCGCGCUGGGGCGAGGCUGCAGGCAUCUAUGCCACCCAACACGGUGCAGAAAAGGCGACGCUAGCCGUCACCGAUUGUGCAGAGGCGAACUCAUUGCUCCAGGAGAUCGGAGAUCUUUUCACGCAGGCGAGAGAGAACGCAGAGAAGCUGCGACCCAAGGACACGAGCACGCCGCAGGGGAGCCUGGAUCCAAACAGAGACAUGAGACCACUGAUGAAGACGCUGCGGACGAAGCUGCGGAAGUCUCUGUCGCGGCGGUGCGCGCGGCUGACGAACGCCGUGCAUAGCGUCCAGUGGGCCUUUUACAAGAAGGAGCAGUACGAGGAGUUCGUCAGCGACAUCUCCGGGCUCGUGGACCAGCUGGAGAUGCUGUUUCCACAGGAGGAGUCGACCACGGCGCGGCUGCGUGAACUCAGCACGAACGACUGCGCAGGCAUCGGUCGAACAUACCUCAAGGCGCUGAAAGAUGUCGUCACCGAGUGUGACCCCUGGCUCGACGUUGCUGUCGACACAGCACUGCGCGACUCCGCCCCUGUUGGAGGCAGUGUCACUUUCACGAACAGAGACACCUUCGGACUGCAGGUGGGCUACCACAACGGGCCUAUGAAGGGUCUCAGCUUCGGUACUGGGAAUACCACGAACAACCAUUUCAAAGCGUGA